Labeo rohita (rohu) is the source of this 2634-nucleotide messenger RNA. RefSeq names its product microtubule-associated protein 9 (gene map9). The record is from RefSeq and is a predicted model, not a curated record. Gene Ontology annotation, molecular function: microtubule binding. Gene Ontology annotation, cellular component: astral microtubule. Lineage: Eukaryota; Metazoa; Chordata; Actinopteri; Cypriniformes; Cyprinidae. Gene Ontology annotation, biological process: mitotic cytokinesis; regulation of mitotic cytokinesis; mitotic spindle assembly.
AGUUGCUUUGGUAACUCGCGUAAACAAAUGGCGUCCAAGAUGAUCUGAACAACACUUGCUACUGCUCAUUUGUUUUGAAGCUACGAUACCUUUUAUUUGAUUGAACGUUAGAUGGGGAAAUUAUACAUCUAAAACGAGCAUGUUUGUUUGUAUACUAAUAAAUUAUCGCAUUUAAACAGUUUGUUCGCUAAGAUGGAUGACGAGCCUUUUUCUACAUUGCUUGCUUACACGAAAAGCCCUAAAACAUCCAGAAGAACAACUUUUCAGGAUGAGCUAAAGAAAGCUGUGUCUGCUAGAGCCAACAGGCAGAGUUACUCUGAUGACUUUGAAGAUGACGAUGAUGAAGAUGCUAAAGAUGGUGAUGAUGACGCAGACAUACUUAAACUCCUAAAGAUACAAAAACAGAAGAAAGAGAGAUUUAAAGCUGGGAAGACAAAAGGCAAAAUCAAUGACUUCAAGCUUUCAGAUGAUGAAGAGGAAAAUGUCAAACCCAAAAAAGUAUCUUUUAUGAAAACCAAAAGGACCAGCUCACCUGUGCACUUUGAACAUCUAAACACCACAGGAAGUGCAGAUGAUCAGCUUAGUUCUUUCCAUUCCACCCAGUCCAGAAAUACUUCUCAAAGUCCAAGCAAUUCUUACACUCCAGAGAAAAACCAACAGACAGAUUCCCCUUUUUCCUCUCUAUCUGACAAGUUUCAACCAGAGUCCACUUCACUCCAAAAGGAUGAACAGUUAAAAUCAGUGAAGUUGAGGAAGAGUCUGUCAGAAUCUCCACUGCCAUUAAACUCUGAGAAUAGCCAUUGGGAAUCUUCCGUCCCUCUUACAUCAGAUGGCUCUCAUUGGGAUAGUCCGAUACCAUUGCCUUCAGAAAAAGAUGAGGACAGUCAAAGGAUUGGUGAAGAUGGUGAACUACCCAUUCCUCAACCCAGGGAGAGAAGUGUUAAACCAAAACUCUCCACAGAUCUUGCUCAAGACAUGUCGCCCAGACCCAAACCCAGGCAGAGGACAGCAAAUAUGUGUGACAUUGGUCAGUUAGAAGAGGAAACACAAGCAGAGUCCACUGCCUGCAGCAGAACAGCCACAUCCUCUAUGUCUAUAGCCCUUUCCAACACAUUCUCUUCUGAGAAGAGUCACACCUCUACCAAUGAUAGUGUUAUGGGUCCAGGUGAAGACCAGGCCAUGUCAGAAAAGUCCAAGGGACAGUCUUUUUCGACAGCAGAACAAAUGUCUAAAGCUCCAGCCACCGUAGGCAGUGCUGCCUCAGAAGAGAGCAAAGAGAGAAAUUACUCAACAUCCUUUGAAGAAAUGAAUGAGAGUUCCCAGGGUGACCUUGACCACACAUCAACCACUCUAAGCAGAACAUCUAGAAAAUCAACAGACAGACCUUCAAGCUCUCGGUUAAGUUCCAGAAAAUCCAAGAGUUCCUAUACAGCAGAGUCUAAAUACCUGGGAACACUGAAGAUUUUGGAUCAGAAGACACAGGAGACCCAACAAGUUCCAAAAGCAGCAGAUUCACUAAGAGCUGCUGUGUACCAGGAAUGGCUAAAAAAGAAAGAAGAAACUUUAAAAAUAACACAGAGGGCAAAAAAGCAGGAAGAGAAAUUGAAAGAGGAGAAAAUUCAAGAGGAAAAGCUUGGUAAAAUUGCAGAUGCAAAGGCUUCUUACGAUGCCUGGAAGGAGAAAAAAGGUGAAGUCAUUAGAAAGAAAGUCAAAGAAAAACAGGAGGCAAUCAAGCAACAACAAAUGGAAAUUGAUAAAACGCACGAAAAAAGGAAACAGCAAAACAGAUGUCACUCUAAACAUUUUGAAAAACAGGUUUUUGAAAAGUGGAAAGAGGAGCAUGACAGUAUCCUUAAAGACAGGAUGAGACAAAAGAAACAGACUGAGAGAAGACAGAAACUAGAGCAGGUCAAAGAGAAAGAAGAGAGGAAGAAAGACUCCUCCUCUGCAUUCACUGAAUGGAGUGAUCGAAAGAAGGAUGUUAUUGAAGAGAGGAUAAGGGCAGAACGCAAGAAGGAGAAGAUAAAGGAAGUGGAGGAAACAUAUGAAAAGGAGGAAAAAGAAAAAAUGGCCUUGGAGAUGUAUGAGAAAUGGCUGAAAAGAAAAGAGUUUCAACAAAAAAGAGAGAAAAAAGAAAAGAGGAUACAGGCUAUUCUUCAGGAUGAGCCCCCUCCACCCUGGAGCCCACCUAAUAAAACUAUCCCAUUUGGAAAAUGAGCGUUAUUUCAUUUUUAUUUUUAACCUGCUCUUCGACAUUUGAUAGAAUUACAUUUCAGAAAGACUCAAACCAUAAAUAAAUCAAUAUCCCUUAAUGUAAUGCAGUAACACUACAUGCCAUUUUCAUAAAGAUGUCUUGACGUUAUAAAAGCAAUUUUAAGAUAUUUGUUUAAAUAUCACAAAUUGGGUCCUAAUCAUGGCAACUAAAGAGAAAUUAGUCAAUUAGUUUUAUAGAAUUGCAUUAUAUGACUAACAAUGCCUUUAUUUAAAAUCGUUUAAAUUUGUUUUGUAAUGUGUUCAAUUGCUUUUUUUGUUUUUAAUGAACUUUUGUGGAAUUUGUUUACUUGUUGACAAAACAUUCAAAGUUUGGACCUAUUGUUUGUUGUGAUGGUAAACUUGUGUAAUUUAUUUUUCCUA